UCUUCAUGGCAUGAAAAUCCAAUCACCGCCCUUGCAUUGAAGAUCAAACAGGAAAGCUUGAGCUUUCCACGUUUCAUCAGCAUUCCGCAACUUUGUACAGCCGCGCAACCUGCAUCUGAACGCCUUCUGUAGGCUGAACGGAAGAUCACCUUCCCGGCAGUAUGAUAUAACAGCAUCUCGUCGCACAUUCUCAACCUCCCCAUUCAGUCCCUCAAGUCAAUCCUUUAGCCUUCCUUGUGCUGGUCACUCGUUCUUUUUUCACUUCGCACUUAUUCCGCUUUGAGCUUGUACCAGAUACCCCAAACUUACGACUUUUAAUACAAAAUUCAAGAUGCGUGCCUCAACAUUCCUCACAUCUACCUUUUUCGCGGCAACCGCGCUCGCCCACGGCAACAUCGUCUCUCCCCCUGUUCGUCAAGCAGGUGCGGUCACGCAGCAAGUUUGUGGAGCACAAGCUGUCUCUGCGCUCACCACGGACAUCACUGGCCCUCUUGAGAACGUCGCCAGCAACGGCUCACCCGACUGCAACAUCUUCCUCUGCAAAGGCAUUCAGUUCGAAGACAACCAGAACAAUGUUCAAGAGUUCGCUGCCGGAGAGCAAGUCGACUUCGCUGCCGAGAUACCUAUUCCUCACGAAGGGCCGUGCAAUGUCUCUGUCGUCGACCUUGCAACCAACACACUGGUCGGGCAGCCGCUGAUCUCGUUCGCCUCAUAUGCCGAUGAGGCCCUUGCUCAGCUGCCCUUGAACAACACCCAGUUCAGCGUCACCAUGCCCACCGACCUCGGAACCCAGUGCCAGCAGCCUGGAGAGUGCGCUUUGCAAUGGUUCUGGUUCGGCACGAACGCGCAGCAGACCUACGAGGACUGCGUUGACUUCGUCAUGACAGCAUAAAUAACGAGGCGCGUUCCUGGCUGUACUUUACGGCUACCCAAGUCCAGUCAUCGUAGCAGCCACUGAAAGCAUGCGACGCGAGCAUACCAUGUACAACACCAAUACACGUUCAAUGUAUAUCCAUAGAUCUUAACGACCCCAAGAAUGACUAU
This is a messenger RNA of Paraphaeosphaeria sporulosa, 1044 nucleotides long. RefSeq lists its product as uncharacterized. NCBI's taxonomy places the organism in Eukaryota, Fungi, Ascomycota, Dothideomycetes, Pleosporales, Didymosphaeriaceae. The coding region runs from base 332 to 892 and encodes 186 amino acids. The record is from RefSeq and is a predicted model, not a curated record. The transcript has a single exon.